CGACGCCUACCCCGGAAAACGCGCAGAUGCUUCUUCCUGCAGAACUGUCCGUGUUACUAUAAAUCACAAUGGAAGAUAUCAAGAGAGACCUCGUUCACGCCGAAACUUCGGGUGCUGCUGGCAGCUACUACCAACCCGAACCAUCAUGGGCAAAGCACGUUCCCGGAGGAUACUCUCCAUCGCGAUGCAUGAAGCUUCGUGGAAGACCGAUGAUAUGGGCCAUCUUCGCCAUAUCUGGUUGUGCGAUCAUGUUUUUUGGAUACGAUACCGCCGUCAUGAGUCAGGUCAAUACCAACAACAACUACUUGAGAACUAUAGGUCUUGCUGGAGGCUCCGACCGUGAUGCGGCAGGCAUCGGUGGUAUGGUUAGCUUAUGGUUUGGUGGUUUCGCAAUAGGUUCGAUGAUGGUAGGGUACCUCGCCGAUAACCUUGGACGUCUUCGAACUAUUCAACUUGGCUGCAUCUGGGGUGCCCUUGGGGCUGCCCUAUUGGCGAGUGCCCAGAACAUCACUUGGCUUGCCUUUGGCAGGGUAAUCAGUGGGAUCGGAUGCGGCCACUUGAACACUGUCGUCCCGAUUUGGACCUCAGAACUUGCUGAUGCUCAUUCGCGUGGCGCCUUUGUUGCGGUUGAGUUCACACUCGCCAUGUCUGGAUCUGCCAUUGUAUACUGGAUGGAGUACGCCUGUGUCAAGACACAGAGUGAAUCCUUUGCAUGGCGAUUUCCGCUCGGCUUCCAGGUGGUCUUCCUCAUCAUCAUCUUCGUGCUGUUACCCUUCUAUCCAGAAUCACCGCGUCAUCUUGCAAAAAUCGGCCAGGUCGACUCCGCUCGAGAGAUUCUCGGACAAUGUCGUUCCAACAGCGAUCCUGUCCAGAUCGAGCAGGAAAUGCAGGAGAUUGAGGAUGCCCUACGUAUCGAGGCGACAGCAUCGGCACACUCGUACUGGAGCAUGCUGUUCACAAAGGACAAAUUACACACGCGACGCCGUGUCAUGCUGGGCGCAGGUGUCCAGAUCAUGCAGAAAUUUACGGGAAUCGACUUCAUCUCGGUCUAUGCACCAACCAUGUUUUCGCUAUCCGGUUUCACCGGUGACUUGCCAGCUCUGCUUGCGGGCUUCAACUGGUUUGGCUAUAUCCUUGCGUUGGCAUCCUCCAUCGUCCUUGCCGAUCGUGUCGGACGCCGGAAGAUGAUGCUCAUUGGGUGUAGCGUUAUGGGUAUCGUGCUGAUCAUUGGCGGUAUCUUGUCGCAUGAGACAGUGGUUGCCUCGGCAGACAAGAAGCAUGCGUAUGGUGCCGGAGUUGCGGCAAUCCUUUACAUAUACACCUUCACCUAUGGCGCUACCUGGUUGACAACAUGUUGGGUUUAUCCAACAGAGGUUUUCCCCCUCGCUACUCGCUCCAAAGGUGCAGCACUUUCUACCCUUGCGUUCUCGCUGGCUGGAGGUUCGAUCAACGAGAUCAUCCCUUACCUGAUAGAUGCGAUUGGAUUUUGGGUCUUCAUUAUGUUCGCCCUGAUCAACCUGGCCAUGCUGGUGCCGAUAUACCUCUUUUAUGUUGAAACUGCAAAUCGCCAUCUCGAGGACCUGGACAUCUUGCUUUCUGGGGACAGCCCGUUUGCAUGGCGAGCAGAAAGACAGUUUCAAGAGAUCAUGAUGGCACGACGUGCAGACGUCGUUGUUGAGGAUGGCGAGGCCUUAGAGAAAUGAUCGACUCCUCGCGGAAUACCACACGACCUGACUCCAGAUAGAGCAACAUGGCUAGGUAUUCAGCGUGCGGUCCAUACCUAGGUAGGUACUGAAGUGGAGC
This is a messenger RNA of Exophiala viscosa, 1803 nucleotides long. Its product is annotated as MFS monosaccharide transporter. Gene Ontology annotation, molecular function: carbohydrate:proton symporter activity. Bases 69 to 1703 code for a protein of 544 amino acids. Gene Ontology annotation, cellular component: membrane. The record is from RefSeq and is a predicted model, not a curated record. Gene Ontology annotation, biological process: carbohydrate transport; transmembrane transport. NCBI's taxonomy places the organism in Eukaryota, Fungi, Ascomycota, Eurotiomycetes, Chaetothyriales, Herpotrichiellaceae. The transcript has 6 exons.